Nannochloropsis gaditana CCMP526 is the source of this 749-nucleotide messenger RNA. RefSeq lists its product as uncharacterized. Gene Ontology annotation, biological process: protein deubiquitination. The record is from RefSeq and is a predicted model, not a curated record. Gene Ontology annotation, molecular function: deubiquitinase activity. Bases 1 to 579 code for a protein of 192 amino acids. The transcript has 4 exons.
AUGGCGGCAUCCUCUCGGCGCGAUGUGAUUCUCAAUGUCUACGAGCUGACGGAUGAGCAGGGGACGGGCUCAUGGAUGCGACGAGUAGGGCUAGGGGCGUGGCAUACUGGCGUGGAGGUUGGCGGCGUAGAGUACACAUUCGCCCAAAACGGAGUCUUUUUCCACGUUCCCAAGACCCCUCUGGUUGCGAGUGGCCAGGUAGUAAGCUUGAAGGAGAGCAUAGUCAUGGGCGAGCAUGUCGGAAGCGCCAACGAGGUACAUGGCAUUAUUAACAAACUGCGAGAAGAGUUUGCGGCCGGUGCCUAUCAUGUGACGAGGAAAAAUUGCAACCACUACAGCGACGCGCUCUGUCAGAGACUGGUGGGGGCUUCCGUUCCCGCUUGGGUGAACCGCCCCGCGCGCAUUGGCUCUAUCUUUUCUUUCGGUGGCAACAAGGACAAAGCGAAAGAAAAGACUAGAACAGAAAAAGUUAGUGCACGCACAAAGGCAGAGAACGCCGCGGCGAAAAAGAAGAAGGAGCUCACACAGGAUCAGAAGAAUCGACUUGCGGCAAUAAGACGGACCUCGUCGAGCUCAUGAGCUCGUCAUGACACAGACGCUUGUGGAUACUUGCACCAUGUACAGAAGUAAAAGGGAGCGGGUGGGGUGAAAUAUUGUGAUUUUUCUACGGCUGUAGGUUGUCCUGGAAAAGCACGAAAGGUAACGUAAUACAAUGCUACUGUAAGAGAAAAUAAUAUCAGGUCGUUGGU